CGCUUAAUCACACCUCCUAUAUUUCACAAUUAAUUGAAAGACACAAGCCAAGAACAAUGUUGCGGCGUCUCAUCUGCAAUCCGCCGACUCUGCCAACGUCUUCGUUGUCACCACUUUUGUGGGCGGCGUCACGACGCCGACAUCACGCUGGAGAUCACGCGCCCUGCCGCCGGUCAAGUGGAACAAAUCUUAAAGACGUCGAACGCCUAAUACUGCAAGAAACGAAAAUUUCACGUGAUCAUUUAACACCAGAGAUAGCGCUACAUCUCAUAACACCAGAAUGUCGACUGUUUCAUGAACCUGUACCCAAUAUAAAUGUGACAAAGUUGUUCAAAGAGGAUCCCUUUUGGGCAUUCUACUGGCCUGGCGGACAGGCUAUCAGUCGUUACGUACUCGAUAAUCCAUCUUUGGUAGCUGGCAAAUCGGUGCUAGAUGUGGGCAGCGGUUGUGGAGCAAGCGCCGUGGCUGCGCUAAUGCACAAUGCAAAAUAUGUAGUGGCAAAUGACAUUGACGAAGCGGCUGGUUGCGCUGUUGUACUGAACGCCCAGUUAAAUGGGAUAGACCUGGAGCACUUACAUAUUUGUACCGAUAAUUUAAUAAAAGCCUCACAGUUGGUAAAGGAGGACCUAAUUCUAUUGGGUGAUGUUUUCUACGAUGAAGAAUUUGCCGCCGUCUUACAACCAUGGUUGCAGUGUCUACGCAAAGCGGGGAAGCAAAUACUUGUUGGGGAUCCGGGACGUCAUGGCCUGACAGCGGACAGACGGCAGCAUAUGAGACGUUUAGCCAAAUACGAAUUGACCGAGAGUGGCUGCAUUGAGAAUAAUGGUUUUCGCUUUGUUAAUGUUUGGGAAUUGAUAUAGUAAUUGAUUUAACUGUAUAUAUGGUAUAUCUACUAUGAUAUAAUAAAUAUUUAAUAGCAUAAUUUAAUAAACUAAAUUAAAAAACAAUUGAGGAGAACAUAAUAAAUACAAUAAUACCAUUUAUACCAA
Zeugodacus cucurbitae (melon fly) is the source of this 989-nucleotide messenger RNA. Its product is annotated as electron transfer flavoprotein beta subunit lysine methyltransferase. The record is from RefSeq and is a predicted model, not a curated record. Gene Ontology annotation, biological process: peptidyl-lysine trimethylation. The coding region runs from base 57 to 860 and encodes 267 amino acids. The transcript is spliced from 5 exons. Gene Ontology annotation, molecular function: protein-lysine N-methyltransferase activity. Lineage: Eukaryota; Metazoa; Arthropoda; Insecta; Diptera; Tephritidae. Gene Ontology annotation, cellular component: mitochondrial matrix.